AUGCUUGGCCUUUUCUCAUUCUUCGUAGCGUUGGCUGCGGCUUACCCUGCUCGGGGGCCAUGCACAGGCGAUUGCUGGACACACGAUCCUUCUAUGAUUCAGCGUGAGUCGGAUGGCACAUACUUCCGAUUCUCCACAGGUACUGGAGUCAAUACGAUGACUUCGUCGUCCCUCAAGGGACCUUGGACCAAUGUUGGAGCAGCUCUACCUGAUGGAUCCAAGAUCUCUCUUACUGGAGUGAACAGUACUGAUAUUUGGGCUCCGGAUGUUCACUACUCAGAUGGCAAGUACUACAUGUACUAUGUGCUUUCUGAGCUUGGAACCCAGAACUCUGAGAUCGGCGUAGCUACCUCCACAACUAUGGAGCCUGGCUCUUGGACUGACCACGGCAUCAUUGGACUUCCCGCCAAUACCGAUUACAAUCGUAUUGAUCCCAACUGGAUCAACAUCGGCGGCACACAAUACCUUCAGUUUGGUUCUUACUGGCAGGAUAUUUUCCAAGUCAAGCUUGAGAGUGCUCUGGAGGUCGGAUCCAACACCCCAUACCAGAUUGCAUACAACGCUUCCCUUAACCACCGUUCGGAAGGAUCUUUCCUUUUCGAAUACAACGAUUACUACUAUCUUUUCUUCAGCUCUGGCAUUGCAGGUUCAUACACCGCUACCUACCCUGCUCAAGGACUAGAGUACAGUAUUCGUGUGUGUCGUUCCAGCACCGGAACCGGUGACUUCGUGGAUCAAGACGGCACCGCCUGUACGAACUCGGGAGGUACAAUGGUAUUGGCUAGUCACAACCAAGUUUAUGGACCUGGUGGAGAGGGUAUCAUCCAAGACAGCGAUCUCGGUCCCGUACUUUUUUACCACUUCUAUCUUUACUCUGAGAAAGAGGCUGGUGGUGACGGUAACGCAGGAUAUCGAUACGGAUGGAACGAGCUGAGCUGGGAGACUGGCUGGCCUGUCGUCAAGGCUACUUAG
Molecule: messenger RNA, 972 nt
Organism: Penicillium malachiteum
Lineage: Eukaryota; Fungi; Ascomycota; Eurotiomycetes; Eurotiales; Aspergillaceae
Product: arabinan endo-1-5-alpha-L-arabinosidase C
Exons: 4
Coding region: 1-972 (323 amino acids)
Biological process (GO): carbohydrate metabolic process
Molecular function (GO): arabinan endo-1,5-alpha-L-arabinosidase activity
Source: RefSeq, a predicted model, not a curated record